Eleginops maclovinus (Patagonian blennie) is the source of this 2929-nucleotide messenger RNA. RefSeq names its product N-acyl-aromatic-L-amino acid amidohydrolase (carboxylate-forming) B-like. The record is from RefSeq and is a predicted model, not a curated record. Gene Ontology annotation, cellular component: cytosol. NCBI's taxonomy places the organism in Eukaryota, Metazoa, Chordata, Actinopteri, Perciformes, Eleginopidae. Bases 232 to 1230 code for a protein of 332 amino acids. The transcript has 7 exons. Gene Ontology annotation, molecular function: hydrolase activity, acting on ester bonds; aminoacylase activity.
AGAGGUGGGAAGGGGGUAAACAGCAGGGGGAGAGGGGUGGUUUGGGUAAGAUGUACAGUACGAUGCUGCGUCAUUCAUUUCCUCUCUUAUUGUUGAAUGUGGAGCUGAACUCAAGUUAAGUGACUUUAAAGAAAACUUUUAAUCCCAGAGCUGCUUUUAAAGUACAGUCCAUUACUAGGGUUGAGAGCCGGAACUGCAUCUGUACAGUUUCCAGCAAGCCCGAACAGCGAGAUGGAGGUGGACGAGCCGGUGUGUUUGCCAAGGCUGCCCCGGGUCGCUGUGUGCGGCGGCACCCAUGGCAACGAGCUGUCCGGGGUGUACUUAGUGAGAGAGCUGCUGAAGAUGGCAAAGAAGGAAGAGGAGGAAGAGCAUCUGUCGGUGCUGAUGGUGCUGUCCAACCCGAGGGCCAUGUUGCAGUGCCGCAGAUACGUCGACACGGACCUAAACCGCUGCUUCACCCGCGCCACCCUCAACGGUCCCGUAUCAGACGUUGCACCCUACGAGAUUAUCAGAUCCCUAGAACUGAACCGCAUGCUGGGUCCCAAAGGCAGUCCUGCGGCGGUGGACCUUGUUUGUGACCUCCACAACACCACUGCCAACAUGGGCCUGUGCCUCAUCGCAUACUCGGACUGCGACUGGAUCUGCCUGCACAUAUUCAAACACCUGCAGAGGGAGAUGCCAGAUACACCAAUCAGGUUCAUCCAUUUUGAUGUCUCCAGCAGAGAGUCCUAUUCCCUUGAUUCAGUGGGAAAACACGGCUUUGCCAUGGAGAUCGGCCCCCAGUCCCACGGGGUUGUCAGGUCAAACGUCUAUACGGCGAUGCGGGUUGGCGUACAGAACAUGCUAGAUUGGGUCCGUUUCUUCAACUCAGGGACUAUAUUUGAAGGAGGAUUUGUGGAAGUGUUUUCCAUGGUUAAACAUAUUGACUACCCAAGAGACAGGGAAACACGCAACAUCACGGCAGCCAUUCAUCCUCAACUCCAGGACCGAGACUUCUGCCUGCUCCAACCCGGAGACCCGCUGUUCCAGACUUUCUCAGGUGAAACUCUGCCGUAUAAAGGCAAGGACCCUCUUUACCCUUUCUUCAUCAAUGAAUGUGCUUAUUACGAGAAGGGCAUCGCUCUCUCCCUUGCGAGAAAAAGGCGUGUGAUGAUUCCUGCCAUCCGGGUGCAGACAGAGCAGGAGCAGGAAGCGUACGUACAGGAAUUCACUUCAGAGGAAGAGGAGUGAGGAUGGACUUUUUAAUCAGCCGCCACGAUGAGAAUGAUGUGACAUAAAAAAUAUUUUACAAAAUCUUUUAUUGAAACGUUGCUUGCAUGUGUACACUCGUUUACACUCACACAUGAUAUUUAAUUGGACAGUUAUUAACCGUUUGAGCUCAGAAACACAUUCACUUUAGAUUCACAAAAGCACAGUCAUACAUGGACAAUUGCUGAUAUAGUUAUGCUACAGUGGAUUUAGGGAUGGAACAAUUUCUUGAAUUAAAAGGCUGAAAAUGCAAAAUACAAUCUGGUUAUCACAAUAUCAACCAUACCACACGCAGUGCAUCAUUUCACAGACUUUUCUGAAAGUGGGAAGCUUGUGGUAAUCUAUAUAUCUGCAAACACUUAGCAUAGUUUUCCAUCUUUCUCUAAACUUGUUUUAUUUUGAGAACGCUUAGAUCUUCAAAAAAUAGAAAAUUCACUACUUACGACUACAGCCAUUUUCAGGAUAUGUUUAAAAAUAAUUUAAGUGCAAAGGAAUAAUUUAGAUUCUCACAAUAUGGCCUUUAAGUACAUUCAGAAUGCCUAACAGGGAAAAAACUGGUUCCCUUGAAUCCUGUUGAAUUAAAAUGGUAGUAACACAUUUGAAAUAAAAGGAAUACAUUGAAAUGAAAUACAUAAUAACAAAUACAGCUGAAUUCACAAAGGAAAUCCAUAAAUAUGGGCACGUGAUAGCAACAAAUCAUACACUAAACGGCUGGAAAACCACUACUAUGUUGAAGACAAUACACCUUCUUGAUUUGUUCUACAAAAAAAAAUACAAAGUUAGUCCAAAAAUGCUAAAUAAAAAACAACAGCAAAGAAAACAAUUAAUUUGGGUAACACAUUAUAAACAUAAACACAGUCUGAAUGGCCAUGAAUAAAUAAACGUUACUUAAAAAAGGGAUUUAGGGUUAAUAUAUAUACAUAAUAGUCAUAGCCUCUCUUACUGUACUCUUCAUAAAUGCCAACCAUGUUUUGAAGCAGCGAAAGUAAGAAACUGAUUGCACAACCGCAGACUCGGCAUAACAAAAUAUUUCAUGGAUGAGUUUUCUUUCUGCAAUGACAGAGGAUCAAGCUCAGGGCGGCACCAGUACUUGCUGUGCCAGGUGUUUUCCGCCAGUGCAAUAAAGGGGAAAUGUCACCACACCCUCCUGACUCUAGGUGUGACCAUAGAUGCAAAAAUUUGAAAGUCACCUCCUGAACAGUGAGUUCCAAUUCCCGACUCAUACUACACAUUAUGUAGUAUUGUAUACAAUAUUCUUUAUAGUAUCAAAUAAACCUGCGACCUUCGAGCUAAAGAAUUGUGUUUUAAAACGCUCAACACUUUUUCUUUUGUAUUCCGAGAAUCCUAAGAGUCCCCAAUUCCACUUUAAAAUGUGGCUUUUCUGUCUGGCAUGUGCAUUACAUUGGAGAACAAUAGUCAACAACAGUCUUAGGGAUCAGGAUAGCUUUUAAUUUAUUCUUUGAUGGCAAUUCCUAUUUAUUACAAUUUGAGUCUUUUUAGUUGGAUUGAUAAAUCUCCAAAACUCGGUUGAAACCGCUGAUGUUGCGAUUCCAGUAGGAUCUGGUCUAAUAUACGUUUAAAUCUUUUCAUAAAUAUGUGAUGUGCAUAUAGUUAUGUUGUAUUUGUAAUGGGAACACAGCAACAUCCAUUUAAUCUACCUUGACAGGGCAAGAAUCUAACU